UCUAUGAGUGGCAGCCGAUCUCAAGAGGUAAAUCACGCACUGUGGUUAGUUUGGGUCUUUUGGGUGCGCAGAAAGACGCCAGUUUGCCGGAAUAUUUGGGCGACGAUCGCCGUCUCUGGCAUGAGUGAUCGCGAAUGUGUCUGAAGAUCACUUAUUUUCUGCAGUUAUUUAUAAAUCUGAUGUCUGUUUCGCCGUGCGAUCGCAGUUAGAUUUUGAUAUUCUCACACACUCCUUCGACGGUGAGUGAUCAAAGUGGAUUCAAGAAACUUUUGUACAAUUUCUCCUUUUUUCACCUUACUCAAAGUUUAUUGCAUAAAAUUUUCCACUUAACGUGUGGCAAUGUGUUGAACACUUGUGCUAAUUACGUGCAAGUUUACUGAGAUAUUUUGUCGGCAAAAUUUCUUCUUAAAAAAGUGACUUAUAUAUGUUUUAAAAAAUUGAGUUUCUGUGAUCUCUGACGAUCACACAGAUUUUUUCUGGAUGUUUCUACGGAAAAUUUUUGUGGUACGAAAAAAUAUUACGCAAGAGUGAUUUAGAAGGAAAAAAAGAAAAUUUGUGAACAAGAUCGCCAACAAAGGAGGUGAUUUGUGUAAGAUUAAGUGCUAAAAAAGUGGAAUUUGUAGGAAGAGUAAAAAAGUGUAGACAAAAUGAAAUCAUCUGUGAUAAAUUCUGGCAAUGGUGGCGGUGGUAGCAAUCCUCAGCAACAUCCACCAAAUGCCACCACAUCAGCACAAAUUGAUGGGAAUAAUAAUCCACAACAGGGGCAACCGAAUCAGGGACAAAAUCCACGAUAUCCCUUCUACGACUUUGACAUGGAUGACCCACGGGAUUUCUUCACAAAUCCCGCCCUCAGAUCACGACUGAAUCGCAUGCGAAAUCCGUGGAAUGUGAGCUUUGGGGCACCACGGAAGCGCCCAAAUCAGGCACCAGAGGAGGAAGACAGUGGCUUCGUGGAGGACCCCCAUGAGAGUUUUUUCACAAAAUUCGAUCCACACUGGAGUGAGGCAUCCCAGUGGCCACGCAGCAACCUCCGGAAGAGACAACCGAAUGACUUUGGGGGGCAUGGGGAUUUCUUUGAUCACUUCCCAGCAGAAUUUCGGCAGUAUAUUCCAGAUGAUUUUGGUUUCCAUCACCAACCCAUGGGGGGAUACCAUGGGCACCAGGUGCCGAUGACACAUCAAGUGCCCACGCAACGACAGGUGCCCCCACACACUGACAAGCCCGACAGGCCACGCUUCUGUGAUGCUGCAAUGCAAACAGACGAGGAACCACCCACGAGAGAUGGAGCAACAGAAACAGUAGCGGAAACACCUACACAGACAUCAGCAGAAGCAGGUGGUCCCCUGAAACAACAUGGACUGCGCAAUACAGUUGAUCUGGGACAGAAAUCACCACCAGAAGAGCGAGAGGAACGUGCCAAGAGUGCCCCACCGGAUGCUGAAGCUCAAGCUGAGGAAGUUCACACGAAAGGUGUUCAAUCUGAAACACCUGAGCAGCACCAGGCGCCUCCAUCGCCUUCCCAAAAUGUUCGACAUAUUCCAAUUAUUGUGGAACGCACGGAGAAGAAAGCUCCUGUGCCCCAACCCCCAAAACGAGGGGUGUCACAGAAGAAGUUUGUCCUUAGACCACAAGGAGGUGCACCAACAGACGCAGGAACAUCCCCUCCACCCCAGGAAGUACCACAAGCACCACAAUCACCACAAGCACCACCAACACCUUCAGCUGAGUCCAUUGCAAAAAUCCAGCAAAUUCAGAAUGAAGUGCUGGAAUUGAUGUUCAAAGUUGAGGCAUUUCAAGGGACAUCACGAACGGACAAGGAGUACCUCUGGCUCGAUGAGAUGCUUACGCGGAAUCUCCUAAAGUUGGAUACAAUUGAUACACAGGGAAAUGAUAGAAUACGACUGGCUAGGAGGGAAGCUAUUAAAUGCAUCCAAGCAUCAUUGGCCGUCCUUGAAGCUAAGGCUGAAGGAACAGCGAAAAGUGUCCCUGAUAGUGAGGAGCAAUCCACGGCGGAGGGCCCAAAGGAAAAUCAGGAAGAUACCAAGGAUCAACAAACUGUUCCAGAAGAAACUUCUGCGAAUUUAGCAAAAUCCGAUGAAGCUCCUGAAGAAGUGGACAAAUCAAAGAUUCCAAUUCCUCUACCACCCAUUGAGCCACGUACGGAACAAGUUCCAGCGGAAGGAGAAAAAAGCGAAGAGCGUAAGGAGCCCCCAAAGGAGGAAGAAGGCAAGACCGAGGCGAAGACUAAGAAAAAGAAAAUUGUAAAGAAAGUAGUGAAGGAUGCAGAAGGCAGUGUACAGAAUGAAGAUCAACAGACAUAAAUCUCUCUCUCUCUCUUCCACAUCUCCCGAGAGGAUUCUCUGAUUCACACAGGCAUCUCUCGCACAGUAAAUAAUCACGACUUAUUUACCAUGAAUUUUGCUAAAGAAAAUCUCCCAGAGUUUAUUUUAGAUGCGAGAAGAGAUAGGCCAAAAAGAUUUUAUUACUGAAUGCUCUUUUUUUCUUCUUUGGUUUUCUGGCACUCUGGGAAAUCCCACAAGCAAUAAUCUUUGUCAUUUUCCUAUACUCCCAAACUCACCCACGCUGUUGGUCUGGUUUUAAUUUUACUUCAUAUAAAUGGAAAAUGUUUGUUCUGUUGCGAAGAAUUUUUGCAAAGAAAAGGGGAAAACUAAUGAAAAUUGAAAAGGAAUUUUAUUAUAUUGAAUGAUUUUGCAGAAUUAAAUUCAUUAAAAAGGAAUCUCUUAUGUAAAAUAAACAGGAAGAGGAAUCAAUAAAUUAUUUUCAUUCAAUCUAUUUGCAAAAUUAUUUUAUUUCUCAGAAAUUCUCGGGAAUGUGGAGAAAAAGAAAACUCCAGUUGAGAGGAGAUUAACAAAUUGAUAAUAUUAUAGAAUAAAUAAGUUUUAUAUAUAAAUCUUAUACUUUGAAUAAAUUAUUUGAAUAAAUAAAAAAACCAUUUUAGAAGAGAAUAAAUUAACUUUAUAAAAUGAUAAUCUGCUGCAACUUUGUAAUUUUUUGAAUGAGAAAUGAAUAAAAUGCAUGAAUAUUAAAAUAAAA
Molecule: messenger RNA, 3054 nt
Organism: Lutzomyia longipalpis
Lineage: Eukaryota; Metazoa; Arthropoda; Insecta; Diptera; Psychodidae
Product: BAG domain-containing protein Samui-like
Exons: 3
Coding region: 648-2321 (557 amino acids)
Biological process (GO): protein stabilization
Cellular component (GO): cytosol; cytoplasm; nucleus
Molecular function (GO): adenyl-nucleotide exchange factor activity; protein-folding chaperone binding
Source: RefSeq, a predicted model, not a curated record